This is a messenger RNA of Octopus sinensis (East Asian common octopus), 471 nucleotides long. RefSeq lists its product as uncharacterized. The record is from RefSeq and is a predicted model, not a curated record. Gene Ontology annotation, molecular function: nucleic acid binding. The coding region runs from base 1 to 471 and encodes 156 amino acids. NCBI's taxonomy places the organism in Eukaryota, Metazoa, Mollusca, Cephalopoda, Octopoda, Octopodidae. Gene Ontology annotation, biological process: DNA integration. The transcript has a single exon.
AUGCGAUGGUGUCAUAAUGUAUACGUAAACUGUAGUAGUACCAAGUGCAUUACAAAAACGAGUAUUGCAACAAUUCCACUGUGGGCACCCAGGAAUGUCCAGAAUGAAAGCUUUAGUGAGGAGCUUCGUAUAUUGGCCAACCUGUACAGGGACAUGAAGAAAUUGGUAAAAGCAUGUAGAGGUUGCAUGUUGGCAACCAAAGUACCACCAGUAAAAUACCAACCGUGGCCAGAUACUGAGAGCCCAUGGUCCAGGAUACCUAUCAACUACGCUGGACCAUUAAAUGGCGCAUACUAUAUGAUCAUUGUGGAUAACUGUACAAAGUGGCCAAAGGUAUGCAGAUGUAAUAAACCCACAGCAAAGACAACAAUAAAGUUCUUAUUCAAGUUAUUUGCUCGAUAUGGUAUUCCAGACACAUUAGUUUCAGAUAGUGGAACACAAUUCACGGGAUAUAAACUAAGAAAUUUCUAA